This is a messenger RNA of Microthlaspi erraticum, 1014 nucleotides long. Lineage: Eukaryota; Viridiplantae; Streptophyta; Magnoliopsida; Brassicales; Brassicaceae. The record is from the annotation of a GenBank genome assembly.
AUGGCACCUGAGAUCAACACCAAGUUCAGCUACGACGGAGGAAAGAAGAGAGCGUACGUGACGUUCCUCGCCGGGAACGGAGACUACGUGAAAGGAGUGGUUGGUCUUGCCAAAGGCCUAAGGAAAGCUAAGAGCAUGUACCCAUUAGUGGUUGCUUGUUUACCGGACGUGCCGAUGGAUCACCGGAGGCAGCUGUUGGAGCAAGACUGCAUCGUGAAGGAGAUCCAGCCGGUUUGCCCGCCGGAGAACCAAACUCAGUUCGCCAUGGCUUACUACGUCCUCAACUACUCCAAGCUCCGUAUCUGGAAGUUGGUAGAGUACAGCAAGAUGAUAUACUUAGAUGGGGACAUACAAGUGUUUGAGAACAUAGAUCAUUUGUUCGAUCUUCCCGACGGCAACUUCUACGCCGUUAAAGACUGUUUCUGCGAGAAGACAUGGAGUCACACUCCUCAGUACAAGAUUGGCUACUGCCAGCAAUGCCCGGACAAGGUGACAUGGCCCGAGCCGAAGCUUGGUCCCAAGCCACCGUUGUACUUCAACGCAGGGAUGUUCGUCUACGAGCCAAGCCUCGCCACUUAUUACAGCCUUUUGGAGACUCUCAAAGUUGUCUCUCCAACACCUUUUGCUGAACAGGAUUUCUUGAACAUGUACUUCAAAGAUAUAUACAAGCCGAUUCCACCAGUAUAUAAUCUUGUCUUGGCCAUGCUCUGGAGGCAUCCAGAGAACAUAGAGCUUAACAAAGCCAAGGUUGUCCAUUACUGUGCAGCUGGUUCCAAGCCUUGGAGGUUCACAGGCCAAGAAGAGAACAUGCAGAGAGAAGACAUCAAGAUGCUUGUAGAGAAGUGGAGGGACAUUUACAACGACGAGUAUCUUGACUACAAGAACGUUAAUGUGCGUUACGGACAAGAAGAAGAAGAGGUUCACAGCAAACAGGAAACCACCCUUCCACAGUUCUAUACAGAUUUGUCUAAAGCUGGUGUGCUUCAUUGCCCCAAAGCUCCAUCCGCGGCCUAA